Messenger RNA from Sitodiplosis mosellana (orange wheat blossom midge), 4224 nucleotides. Its product is annotated as zinc finger protein 37-like. The transcript is spliced from 5 exons. NCBI's taxonomy places the organism in Eukaryota, Metazoa, Arthropoda, Insecta, Diptera, Cecidomyiidae. The coding region runs from base 865 to 3936 and encodes 1023 amino acids. Gene Ontology annotation, biological process: regulation of transcription by RNA polymerase II. The record is from RefSeq and is a predicted model, not a curated record. Gene Ontology annotation, molecular function: chromatin insulator sequence binding. Gene Ontology annotation, cellular component: chromosome.
CCAUCAUAGGUGUCUAUUAACGAGAAUAGUUGUGAAUCAAUAAGUUGAUUUUUUUUCUCGCCAAAAACAUGAAUAUUGAAUAUUAAACGAAUAGCAUAAGUACUUAUGAACAUCUGAAUUGUUCCAAAAACACUUAAUAUAUGAACCAUUUGAAACCAUUGAAAUAUGUCAAUUUGAAAACAUGAACGACCAAAAUAUUAUUGUUGUACCAAAAAAAUAUUUGUUUUUUUUUCUCUAAUUAAUUCAAGAAGGAGUUGAGAUUUGUCGAAGCAUCAAUAUCGUUCACUGUUGCAUUAAAUUAUGUGAGUAUUUAUCCUUUUCUGUGUGGCACACAGUACGUGAAAGAGUUAAAUACUAAUGCAAUAGCAUUUACAUUGUACAUCAUCGUGUAACUGUGUGUGAUAUCACAUUUUCGGCGACGUUGUUUACAAUACUGUAGCUUCAUUCGGCUUUGCUAAUUCUUGCUCGUCACUGUUUAAAUUUAGUCACACCAUUAACGCAUUCGAUGCGUCAGUGCUUAGCUUAUUAUGAGAUUUGAUUCUCAGCCUCAGCCAAACAGCGAAUAGGAAAUGUAACGUUGAGACAUUUUGCGGACCAGAAACAUAGGCAAAGUUGACGUAUACCCUUCGCUAUAUGUGAUAUGCAAAGCCAAUGAUCGUGUAACUGUGUGCGAAAUUAUACUUUUUUCGGUUGUUGCCAAUGCGUCAAUACUGUAGCGGUAUCCGAAUUCAUUUGUUUAGUCUUCACUUAGUUUUCUCGUCGCCAUUGAAAAAACGCACGAUUUAGUUGGUGUCAGCAUUGUUCAAUGCAAAUUUUCGGAUAUAGUUCUCGCUCUCAGUCAACUGGCAAACAAAAAAUCGCAAAAUGGAUAUCGAGUUGCGAAAGUUAUUGAAGGAGUUAUCGUCGCAAUUGCUGGAAACAUUGGGGAAAGACGAAAAUGUGCCGAAUGACAAACAAUGCAGCUGCAGCGACAUAUUCAAGGGCAUUUCCGUAAAAUUGCGAGAGUUUGACGAAGCGUUAGAAACGUCAUUGGAACCACAAACAAAGGAACCCAUUGAUGAGCAAAAUGAUACAACAUCUGGUCCAAGUCAAUCCACAGUCGAGACUGAUCAAUUGUCCACACCAAAGCAAACUGUCAAAGCCAGAGCAUCGAAGUCGAGCAGCUCAAGUGGGCCAAAGUCGAGCAGCCCAAGUGAGCCAAAGUCGAGCAGCUCAAGUGAGCCAAAGUCGAGCAGCUCAAGUGAGCCAAAGUCGAGCAGCCCAAGUGAGCCAAAGUCGAGCAGCUCAAGUGAGCCAAAGUCGAGCAGCUCAAGUGAGCCAAAGGGUAAACAAGAGAUAAGCCCACGAGAACAACGGCUAAUGGCAAGAAAAGAAAUAGCCGAGUCGAACGAUGUCAGCCAUCCAGUGAGAGGUCAGUUAAAAAGAAAGUUUGAUCCAAAAUAUGACGUGCGUGUAAGACUAGAUCGAAUAGACCGACCUAAGCGUCGACGACGAGACAGCGAUGACUUUCGUCCAGCAAGUAUGGAUCCACUGGUGGAUGAAAUACCAAAGUCGUCAACUCAGAAUGGAACCCAUUCACGUUACGCAAUGGCCAUGGAAAAGCGAAAAUCAGUAUUGCGCAAUACAAUUGCACUUGAUCGGCCCAUCGCUGAAGACACGGAUGAUGAUGACGACGACAAUGAGAGAAAUAUGGUAAAAAAUACCAAUCGAAACAUGUACUAUGCAAACAACCUGUACAAAUUGUGUGUUUUGUGUAACAAGAAAGAUGCCCGUUUGGUUUUGCACUACUUGAAGCAUCAUUCGGAUCAUGAAGUGCUUAUUGCUCGUCCAUCACCAGCUAUGGCCAAUGUAAUACGUACAAAGAGCCAAAACUUCGAACUGCACAAAGGCAAACUAUCAGGUGUUUGUUACUUCUGUGAGGAGAUGAAGGCAAUGCAGAUCAGAACCUGGAAGUCACACCUGCUGACACAUACAGGUGAAUCAAUGUAUUUAUGCACCGGUUGCGACACUGCAUUUAAACAGAAAACCAGUCAUUCAAACUGCGGCACCGAACAUUUCACGAGCAUCUAUGAUUUGAGCAAAUCCAACGAAUCAAAUGGCGCAUUGGAAGGAUACAUAUGCGCAGAGUGCAACUAUUUGCAGAUUGGCGAAGAGCAACUGAUGAAUCAUUUGACUAGUCAACACGGCUACGGUAUGCGUGGAAUUGAUAAACAUUACGAAAAAGUCACACUGAUUCCAGAUAUUUCCCACGUGAGAACGAGCAUCAGAUAUGAUUUCAUCGAACCAGACACGCUAUUCAAGUGCACCAUUUGUAAUGCUCAGACCGCUGAUUAUGAAGAAUUAGAAGAGCACAUUUCCGAAGAACAUGCACAAAUCGAAGAGUACGUUUGUUGCUGUAACCAGAAAUUACCGUCACAUAAUUUGACCGCUUUGGCCCAUUUGUUCAACCAUUAUCCCGAUUUAUACCGCUGCAUGAGCUGCAACGAUAAAGAUGCAACCGGAUACUACCGAGCACAAGGUAUAUUGAAGCACAUUUCAAACGAGCACACGAAAGAUGUGUGGACGUUCCAGCAUAUUCAACGUCAAACUGACGAGCAAACAAUUGUGUCUGAAUUUCGAUUGAAUAAAUACGUUUGCAAUGUUUGCGGUGAAGAAUUUGCAAAAGCGAUGUUGGCUUUGAAUCAUUUUAAAGCAGAACAUCCGCGCCAAAUCACCGACAUCAAGACACUCGUUUCGAAAAAGCAAUCACAAUUGGGCGACAAAUCGGGCGAUACAAUAACGAAUUUCGUGGCCAGCCAAAGUGGCUACGUACUGCGCCAAAGUUUCCUUUGCACGAAAUGUAACUACCAAAGUACGAGCAAAGAAGAUUUAUUGGCGCAUCACAAUGACUUCCAUCCGGAGACCAUGUUUGAAAUGAAUCCCGGCUCAACGAUGCUGAUACACUUGGAACCAAAUGCGCCCGAAGAUGAAAAGGUGAACGGGAAAUUCGAUCGAUUCAUGGUGUAUUCGUGUUAUCAGUGCUAUGAAAACAACGAUUCAACAUCCAUAAACAGUCGUUUCAUCGAUGGAACAGCCAAGAGGGUGUACGAUCAUUGGUUCAACGAGCACCGUAACGCAGGCCAUCCAUUCCGAUUUUACAUUGAAACGUUGGUGCAGUGCCAUUACUGUGACAUGAUCAGCACAUACAAAGGCAUGCUCGAUCAUAUCGGACAGAUUCAUUCAAAAUUACAAAUCUGUUUCAGCGAUGUGAAUGCAAACGACAAAUGUCCAAUGUGUGACCAUACAUGCAGUCCAUCCGAUCUGCCGGAACACUUUCAAAACGAACACAGUAUGAUAUUGGAGGUGAACAUGCUCAAUCCGAAUCGAUUGACCGAAGAGCAAUUUCAACGGUUGCUGAACAUUGAUGUUUACACGAAACCGAUGUGCGAUCAUUGCGGUGAAAUGUUCAAUUUGGACGAUGAAUACAAUGCGCAUCAUGAGCUCAAACAUGCAGCAGAAACGAAACGUGCAAGAAAUGUGAUUGAUAAAUCACACAAAGGAUUGAUUGCUGUCUGUUGUAACAAAUACUUAGCGCCACAAGAUUUUUUCACCCAUUUGAGUAUGCACACCUUUCAAUUUUCGUGCCAACAAUGCAAUGAAACAAAGCCGAACUUACCUACAAUAGAAGAGGCAGCACAACACGACAUGAUCAAACACAAUACAGAAAACUCGUUGGGAAAACGCUGCCGUUCACUCAAUCGUACAUUGCGAAAAAUGUUCAUCCGCACAAAAGUAUUCUACGGGAAUGGUGUAGUUCUCUACAAGGCCAAUUUGUUCGGAACCCGUCAAGAUGAUAUGGAAGUUUUUGAGAGUUACCUUAGCACCAAAAACCAAGAUCACGCCAACAGAUUCAACACUUUGCUGGAAACUAGCAGCAACUCAACUAAAAAUGACUAAUACUUACAGUUUUGUUUACAUUUAUUGAUCUAUUUUGGUUUCUCCAUUUUUUUCCAAUUUUUUUUCUGGACAAGUCGACAUCCUCUUUGAAGAAUACCUAUCAUUCCACAAACAAACCAUUCACAGCUGCAACGGUGAAAAUUUAUUGUAAUCAUUUGAUAACGCUCAUGAAGAGCGGAUUUUUUUUUCUAUGUAUCCAACAUGUAUUGUAGACAAUACGCCUAAGAAAGCGAUUACAUUUUUUCAAGUAUCAACUCACGAAUAAAACCAUCGAAAUAUUCACGUCAA